AUGACUGCUAAUCCACCGGAGGAAGGUUUCGAUCAAGCAGAGUUUGAAGAUGACGAGCUUGGUGAGGUACAGAUCGAGACCUCGUCCGGCCGCAAGCGUCUGUUUAGCAAGGAGUUGCGCUGCAUGAUGUAUGGGUUCGGUGAUGAUCAGAACCCGUACACCGAAAGUGUCGAUCUGCUGGAAGAUUUGGUGGUUGAAUUCAUCACCGAAAUGACACAUCGAGCGAUGGAAAUUGGGCGUACGGGUCGUGUGCAAGUGGAGGACAUUGUAUUUCUGGUGCGCAAGAAUUCUCGUAAAUAUGCUCGCGUGAAGGAUCUGCUUACGAUGAACGAAGAACUGAAGCGAGCUCGGAAGGCCUUCGAUGAAGUGAAGUACGUCGGAGCGGAAGCAAAAAUCAAGUAA
Anopheles marshallii is the source of this 402-nucleotide messenger RNA. It is a transcript of the gene Taf13, whose product is annotated as transcription initiation factor TFIID subunit 13. Gene Ontology annotation, cellular component: transcription factor TFIID complex. Bases 1 to 402 code for a protein of 133 amino acids. Gene Ontology annotation, molecular function: protein heterodimerization activity. The record is from RefSeq and is a predicted model, not a curated record. The transcript has 2 exons. Gene Ontology annotation, biological process: transcription by RNA polymerase II. NCBI's taxonomy places the organism in Eukaryota, Metazoa, Arthropoda, Insecta, Diptera, Culicidae.